GGAGGAGGAGGGGGAGGGGGAUGAGGGCAAGGGAGAGGGCGUGGCCGAGAGCCGGGUGUUCAACCUGAGGAAGCUCCACGGCCUGCCGUUCCACCUGGUGCGCUCGGGGCAGAUCGUGCCCUUCAUGACGCAGUGCGUGUUCCGCUAUGACUUCCUGCUGCAUAAGCUGCAGGGCCUGUCGGUCCUGGACGUGGAGGAGGAGCUGAAGUACGCCGUGCUGCCCGACAAGGUGAUUGCCGAUGUGGAGGUCCUAGCUGGGGCGCUGGCGCUGUCCCGUGCAGUGUUGGAGGAGGACCCCUGUCAACUGGCCUCCCAGAUCAUAGGACGCCUGGGUCAAAUACUGGCUGAAGACAAACCAGUGGCCCCAGGUGACCCACUGAAGUUCAGCUACCUCCACGCCCUGCUGAGUCAGUGUGCCCACUCCUCUCUGCCGGUCCUGGUGCCCUCCUACGCCUGCCUUCUGCCCCCUGGUGGCCUCACACACCACCUCCUGGCAGGUCACUCGUCCCCCAUCACGGCCCUGGGAGGGGGGCGGGGGGCCUCGGUGGCGGUCUCUUGCGCGGCGGACGGAGACAUCCAUCUGUGGGACCUGGAGAAGAGAGGCGUGGUCAGGACCCUGGGGGGCGUGGCGGCCGACCACCUGACCCUGGGGCUGGACGACAGCGUGCUCGUCGUCUGCACGGGACAGAGCCUGCAGGUCGACAGUUUAUUCUGA
Gadus macrocephalus (Pacific cod) is the source of this 715-nucleotide messenger RNA. RefSeq names its product NACHT domain- and WD repeat-containing protein 1. The transcript has 4 exons. Bases 125 to 715 code for a protein of 196 amino acids. The record is from RefSeq and is a predicted model, not a curated record. Gene Ontology annotation, molecular function: protein binding. Lineage: Eukaryota; Metazoa; Chordata; Actinopteri; Gadiformes; Gadidae.